AGAAGGAUUCAAAACCUUCCAGAACUGUCUCUCACGUCAACCAACAACAAACAUACAGCCAGAUGCCUCUGGAAUUCAACCACACAACUCACCAGGGAGACAUAUUUUUAGGUUAGUUCAGAACUGAAUUCUCUUAAAGGAAUAUACUUUUGUGGUUGUGUUUGAGAGUAGUUGAAAUAAGUCCUAAACGUGUGUUUGAUGUAUACCUGGAUGUGGACACUGCUCGUCCUGAGCCUGGGGUUGGGGCAUGCUCAGAGGUCCACCCAGGAAGCCUUCAUGAUGCAGUAUUUUGAGAGGAGGAUUGCCCAACUUGAGGAGCGUCUGAUAAAAUGUGAGCAGAACACCCAGCAGGUGGACCAGAAGAUCUAUGACCUGUCUACAAAGGUGCGUGGCCAGCUGGCUAGCAUGGAGGUGCACCGAACAGAGGUAAAGACUCAGGUGGAUAAUGUAGCCAUGCGGAUGGAGCGAGUGGAGAGGGAUGUGGAGUACCUGGAGAAUAAGACCCCUAACCAGCCCCACAUCGAGGUAGAGGAGGCCCUGAUGGAACAGCAGAUGAAAGACACCCAGAAGAAAAUAGUAAAGAUCACACUGGGGACAGACUGCAACAUAGCUCUCACUGGUGUGAAGUCUCUGAAGAUAGUGAAGAAAGCAGGGGACGUCUAUGGAUCCUGGCUGAAAGACCCUACUAAGGGCUCUGCCAAAAUCUAUUUCUUCAGCGGGAAUAAGAACAACACCGUACUGGAGUUUAAAUCCUUGAAGACCUUCACUGAGGGAAGGCUCGCCCAGGCUCAUCCAAUUCAGCUCCCCUUUCCCUGGCAGGGAACUGGCCAUGUGGUCUACAAUGGCUUUCUGUACUAUCACAGGGCAGACACACCCAACCAGAUCUUAAAGGUGCAUCUCCUCAACCGCACUGUGGCCGACAGUAUGCUGCUGCCCGGGGUUGGCCGCCUGCCUACCUACGCCCUCACCACACACACCUUCCUGGACCUGGCUGUGGACGAACUGGGCCUGUGGGUCAUCUACUCUGACCCAGAGUUUGGGGGCAACCUGGUGAUCACCAAGCUGGACAAGAGCAGCCUGGCUGUGGAGCACACCUGGGACACCACCUGUACGAGCCGCGACGCAGAGUCAGCAUUCAUGAUCUGUGGAACACUGUACGUGGUGUAUAACUCCCGCUACGGAGGGCGCUCCAGCAUUCAGUGCCUGUACGAUAUCCACGACACCAUUCACAGUGAGGAGAGCCCUGUGCUGUUCUUUCCUAAGCGCUACACCAACCACUACAGUAUGCAUUACCACCCCAAGGACAAGCAGCUGUAUGCCUGGGACGACGGCUACCAGACCAUCUACAAAGUGGACCUCAAGAGCAAGGCUGAAGUCUGACAUGAGUCUACAUUAAACGCUUAUCAGUCAUAGAACCACAGGCGUAUUCAAAACAUAACUAAUUAACAAUGUCCAUAUUCUUAUCAUAAUAGCCAACAAUAAUCCAUUUAAGUUGAGGUAACACAAUACACGGUUUACUCAAGGCCCAUAUUUUCACAUGACUUUCUGCAAGAUUAUAAUAAACUGCAUUUAAAAAGUUGUCUUUCUGGGAGCAAUGUAGUGGUCAGAUGGUUCUUAGUACAAUGUAGUGGUCAGAUGGUUCUUAGUACAAUGUAGUGGUCAGAUGGUUAUUAGUACAAUGUAGUGGUCAGAUGGUUCUUAGUACAAUGUAGUGGUCAGAUGGUUCUUAGUACAAUGUAGUGGUCAGAUGGUUCUUAGUACAAUGUAGUGGUCAGAUGGUUCUUAGUACAAUGUAGUGGUCAGAUGGUUCUUAGUACAAUGUAGUCAGAUGCUUCUUGGAGGUACAGUGACUGAAAAUAAGUUUUUGCCAAUGUGGCACUGUUGAACUGAAUGAGGUGAGAGAGCUCUCCCAAAACAGUAGCUUUUUGCAUAGUCAUACAUGUUUAUGGAGCAAAUUUUAUGACCCUGCUGAACACAUCAGAGCUCUAAAGAUUGGAUGUGCCUGUAAAGUAAUGGAAAACAACUAAAUCUGACAUUCCCACAAGCUGAUGGUACUAUUCUAUUAACAGACAAACCAUAUUUUCCUAUUCCUGUUCCUAUAAUAAUUUUGAUAUGAGCUUCUGUUCUUUGUGGUGACUUUGAAAGGCAUUACAUGACAUGUUAUUAUUGGUGUAUGUAUAUGGCAUAGCAACCACGUGAACAGGCUAAUUGAGCAUGGGCCAAGUGUAGUCAAAUGAGAUUAGGUAGCUAGUAAUAGAGCCCCACAGUUGGUGUCAUAAUACCCAUAAAACCCAAGUGGUCAAACAGGCAAAUGGUUCCAAUCGUUUUUCCACCAUUCAUUAUUCCCAUAGGGCAUUUUAGAAACACUUGGCUAGGCAUACUCUGGCAUGAUGUUUUGAGAACUAUGUAAAUCACUCUCACAAGGUGCCUUGUAUCAAUAUAUUCAGCUCAUUUACUCUCAGAUUAAAAAAUGCUAAUUAGCAUCAAAGUAAACAUCAUGCAAGACUACAAAUCCCUGCAAGCUCCUUCACGUCACCUCUAGCUGACUCCUUUGCUAACAGGUAUUGUGUCAAUUUAAAACUUGCACAAGACAGUUCAAAGAAAUGUCAGUUUAAAGAAAUUGUAUUUAUUCAUUACUAAAUGCGUUACUAAAUUAAAAUAAAAUUAUAUGUUAAUCCAGAGAUUCUUACCUUCUCCUUGAUUCGGCAGUCACGUCCAAAUUAUCAUUGCAUUUGUAGUUCUUUAUGAUAGCCACAUAAACAGCUGAUUAGCAUUUAAUUUUGGGGGGGUAGAUACAGGCGACUGUUUUGAUAAAUCACCUUGUCCUAGAGAGAGUUACAUGGUUAUCAAAACGUCACGCCAGGUAAUCCCAUAUGGGAAAAAUUUAUGGUGGAGAACGAUAGAACCAUUUUCUUGUUUGACCGCUAGGUUCUAUGGGUAUUAUGACUCAUGCUGUGGUAAUCUAACCUGAGAUAUUUUUGCUGUGUUUUUUUGUAUAACUAUGCUUGUCUCACUUAUAAUCAGCAGAUGGCACUGUUGUUAAGAACUUCAGCACAAACCGCCAGUGAGCCAAGCGUCCAAAUGAUAGGCUGGCUGUAUGUUUUAGUCCUACAGUCCUGGGGUAUAUAAUACUGUGCACGUGCUGGUCCAUGGCAGACUCAACCACGUGAGAUAAAAAUUUGCACAGGUAAAUGGGGACCCCCCCCCAAAAAAAAAAAAUUGUAUUUAUGUUUACACAAAUAGCAUACAGAAGAUGUGAUGAGUUGUAAUAUAUUUAUUACACGUGAUUACAAUAAUUUGUUGCAGAUUUGAGUUUACAUGUCGUCUUGUUCACGUAUUGGGAAUGAUGAGCAGCUAGAGCACAUGGGCUGUGUAGUUUGAUGGGAUGGCACACCCUUAGAAUCACAUGAUAGGUGAUUGGUGGAGAGGCUUUUAUGAUGAACACACUUAUGGCGUUGGCAGCGCAAAGGCACAGUCGGUCAAUGCGCCGAGCAUCCCAUCGCUGAAGACACCACUUACAGUGCCAAGGACCAUUUUAAAUCCAAAGUGGUCAAUAGUGUAUUUUGCAAGUUGCAGGGGAGGAAUACGCGCUGGAGAGCAAGUCUCCGAAGUCGAGGAUAUUAUAGGUAAUGCCGAGACACUUGUUUUCUUCUUCUUAUUUACUUAGUAAAGUUUUUUAUCCUACUCGCAGGUAUUCAUAAUAUAAGUAGAUACGAUUUAAAGCCUAUCUGUAGCCGAAUGUACGGCGGCUUUCUGAAUAAACACAAUUUUAAUUGUUCUAUA
Molecule: messenger RNA, 3783 nt
Organism: Oncorhynchus tshawytscha (Chinook salmon)
Lineage: Eukaryota; Metazoa; Chordata; Actinopteri; Salmoniformes; Salmonidae
Gene: olfml1
Product: olfactomedin-like 1
Exons: 3
Coding region: 199-1380 (393 amino acids)
Biological process (GO): signal transduction
Source: RefSeq, a predicted model, not a curated record